CACUUGUCUUCUUUUCUUUCAACACUGACAAGGGAUAAGUUGGUCUAAGACCACAAACCUUCUUUGCAGUUCCUCGGCAGGCUUUCCUGUUUCUAAUCAGUGCUUGAUACAAGGGAUUUAGAACCAAGAACACAGCCUUUGGAGACCCCACAGAAAGGAACCAAGAUCGACUAACUUCUAAAGAGAUACCACCAUGGGAAGCAAUAAAACCAGUUGGGGAUACUUCCCUGUAGCCGUGGUAGGAAUUGGCACACGUCAUGCUUGCGGAGCAAAUACUACCGAUGACUUUUGGAAGGUUCUGAAGGAAGGCAAGGAGUGCAUCCUGGAUAUUCCUGCAGACAGAUGGGCAAUCGAGAACUUUCAUGACGAGGACCAGACCAGACAAGGAAAGAUGGUAACAAAGCGAUGCGGACUCAUCGAUGAUAUGGAUGGCUUUGAUAACCUCUUCUUCAAGAUUUCACCUCGAGAAGCAGCAUCCUUGGAUCCUCAACAGCGCCAUCUCCUAGAAGUCAACUAUGAGGCCUUUGAAGACGCAGGUAUCAACCCUGAUACCCUAGGUGAAUCCUGUGGUGUCUUUGUUGGUAUUGGUAUGAUGGAUCACGCCAUUCAGCUAGUUGAUACGUCCACCACCGAUGCGUACACCCUGACUGGUAUUGCACACAGUGUGUCGGCUAAUCGUAUCUCUUAUGCAUUCAACCUCAAAGGUCCAUCCUUUGCAGUUGAUACGGCUUGUGCAAGUGGACUGACGGCCCUCCAUCUUGCCUGUACCAGUCUCUGGAACAGAGAAUGCAGCAUCGCCUUGAUGUCAGCUUGCAACGGAAUCCAACUGCCUGACAUUACGGUUGGUUUCAGUGCCCUCGGUGUACUUUCACCCGAUGGCCGUUGCAGUCCCUUCUCAAGUACCGCUAAUGGAUACGUUCGCAGUGAAGGAUGGGGCGCCCUCAUUCUCAAACCCCUCAGUCAGGCUCUUGCUGACAAUGACCACAUCUAUACUGUUAUACGCGGUAGCGCCAUCGCAGCCAAUGGAUUAGCCAAUAGUUUGACCAUGCCUUCUCCUCCGGCUCAAGAAUUCGUCAUGAAGGAAGCUUACGAGAAGUUCGGUGUAUCCAUGUCUGACGUACACUAUGUCGAAGCUCACGGCACCGGAACAAUGGUUGGUGAUCCUCUUGAAGCAGAAGCCAUCUCCAAGGCAUUUGACCGCCCCAGCGACAAACCUCUCAAGAUUGGAUCUGUCAAGAGCAACUUUGGACAUACCGAAGUUGCUGCUGGAGUGACAGCUGCCAUCAAAGUCGCCCUGAUGAUGGAAAACCGUGCCAUUCCACCAACCAUCAACUUCGUCUCUCCAAAUCCUCACAUCAACCCGGAGGAGAUGAGGCUGGAUAUCGUGACCGAAAUCCAGCCCUUCCCAACCAACGACAAACACAUCAUCGGUCUCAACUCGUUUGGAUUUGCAGGAGCACUGGCCCAUUGUAUCUUUGAGGAACCACCGAAGAGACCAGUAAAGGAACUGACCUCAGAGCAGGUGUGUGGAUGGAAGUUUGGUGACUCUGACAAGGAAGGCCAACCUAUCAUCAUUCCUCUAUCUGCAAAGUCUCCAGAGGCAUUGACAGCUGUUGCUAAACAAUGGAUGGAUGUAGACGUUGACCAGGAUGCCAUGAGUGUAAUCUCCUGGAUGUCCACCAGACGUCGACUUCAUGAAAACAGGCUCACCGUCAUAUCCAGCUCCGGCAAACAGUUCAAGACUCAGAUGAAAGACUUCGUCGAAUCAGGUGGUGCGGAAAACGCAACGUCAGGCACGGUAUACAGCGGUGAACCCAAGAUCUGCAUGAUCUUCCCCGGUCAGGGGCAACAGUACGCCAACAUGGGAAGACAACUCUACAAGACAGAACCAGUCUUCAGGAACACCGUGAACGAAUGCGAUGCCAUCUUUAAGAAGAUCAGUGGUUGGUCCGUCCUCGAAGAAAAAUCUCUCUUUGUUGAGCGCCCUCAUUCGGCAGACUACAAGCCAGACACAUUCAUCAAUGAUCUCGAAGUCUCCCAGCCAGCCAUCCUCUUCAUUCAACUUGGUCUCUUCAAUCUCUGGACCCACUGGGGUGUCAAACCUGCCUGUGUGAUCGGACACAGCCUUGGUGAGGUAUCUGCUGCUUAUGCCUGUGGUGGAAUGACCCUUGAAGAAGCGGUUGAGACCAUCUACAUCAGGAGCGUGGAGCAGGGAAAGCUGAAGGGAACUGGAAGUAUGGCAGCGCUGAGGAUGACCCUUGAGGAAGCUAGGGAGCUCUGUAGCAAGCACGAGCGUCUCUAUGUAGCAGCAAUCAAUGCACCUGGAUCCAUGACCAUUGCAGGCAAUACUCAAGCCAUUGAGCAGAUUGCCGCCGAUAACCCAACCAUUGCCAAACAGCUGCGUGUCCAGUGUGCCUUCCAUACACCAGACAUGGAUCCAACCGAGAAGACAUUCAAAGAGAAGAUGGAGAAAGUGGUUAAGACCCCUGCUGGUGUACGAAACAUCCCAUUCUAUUCUACUCUCACUGGAGCUCGGUACGAAGGAGAUUUCAAGACGGCAUAUUGGUGGGAUAACAUCCGCAAUGCCGUUGAGUUCCAGUCUGCAGUUGAAAAUGUACUGCGUGACUUGGAAUGUGAUAUGUUCUUGGAAUGUGCCGCCUCAGCCACACUGCUGUCGUCCGUCAACCAAAUUGCAAAGGGUUCUGGUGUGAAGAUCCAACUCACAACCAUCGCAUCCGGCCAAAGAAAUCAGGAUGACCGCAUGUGUGCCCUUCGAUCCCUUGGUAACAUGCACAACAAUGGUGUGCCAUUGAACUGGAAGAAUAUCACCAGGGACACUGCUGUGUACACCAAACUCCCUCUCUACCCAUGGCAACACAAGCCUUUCAUGCUAGAGCCAGAGUAUCGACGCAAGCGCCGUCUAGGUCUUGAUGACCGUACCUACAAAGGGCAGAAUGGUCAGCUCAGUCUCGAAACAUUCCCAUUCCACAGUGACCGCACCGCAAAGAGCAAACUAGUAUUUCCAGAGUCUGGAUUUGUCGAGUACAUCAUGGAAGCGACCAGUGGUGAAAAUGAGCUCCCUGUUGUGAACAAGGUUGCCUUCACCCAACCUCUAGAAUGGCCAGAGGAGAAGACAGUUACCGGAACAAAGAAGGCUACUCUGAACCUUGACUUGGUGAGAGAUGGAAACAGGGUAGAGAUCAGCUACAAAGGAUAUGUAUGCAGUACUGCAGAAGUAGAGGAGGGGACUGCCCAAGACAACACUAUCCCUGUCAAUGAUAUCAUUCAGAGAUGUCCCAAGAAGUCUUCAGCAGAAGACUUCUAUGGAUACAUGCAAGAAAUGGGUCUCGAAUACGGUGCAAAGUUCCAGGUGGUCCAGGAUGUAAGUUUGGGAAAUGGAGAAUGUGUUGGAUCUCUCGAGUCGGCUCAAGAUAACAAGCAGAGAAUCCAAACAACCCACCUAGAUGCUUGCUUCCAGCUUCUCACUUACACUCUUGGAGCCCGAUCAAGCCUGUACCAACCAGCUACCAUUGACAGCAUUCGCAUGAAUGUACCAUCACUCCCUGCUGGCGAGCCUCUUCUGGCAUAUACUUCCAUCACUGAUUGCGACAGCUGGGCACUCAGAGGAAAUGUCAUGAUUACUUUGACGAACGGAAAGGUUCUUGCUGAAAUUAAGGGAUGCACAUGUAAGAACACAUGUGGUAUACAGACGGACAUUGACAUUAAUAAGUGUCUUUACAGGAGAGAUUUCCAGACAGUCAAGGCACAUCUACCACCAAUCAAAGAAGUCGCCAAGGUGUUUGAGGAAGAAAAUCUAAGGAAGCUCUUCCCAGAUCUCAUGGAAUCAGUAACAAGGGCAGAAUCAGUGUUUUCAAACAUGGGAGCAAUCUGUCUUGCAUACAUCAAGCAUGGUUUGGGACAGGUACCAGUUAAAGAGCGCUCUGACUAUCUAGAUCCAAGAUAUUAUCGACGACUAGAAAAGCUUGCAAAAGAUAACUCAAUACGUCAGAUCACAUAUGACGAGAUCCCAAGUAUCAAAGAGGAGACGCUUAAAGUGGCACCAGAGCUAAAGCAGGAGUUGACUAUGGCACAGAGUCUUGGUGAGCAUCUCCCAACCACCUUGAGAAACCCACAGUCAGCAAUGACAUUGCUGUUCAAGCCCGAGUGCAUGGCCUCUUACUUCUUGGAUUCACUGACUACAACAUUCUACUAUAAGGCUGGCGCAGAGAUGGUACGACAGGCAGUCCUCAAGGCUCUGGAGACCAAAUCCACAGUCAGGAUACUAGAAGUUGGAGCCCGCAUGGGAGGUCUUACACAUCACAUCCUAGAACAUCUAGAAGAUCUGUGCAUAGAAGGACGAGUUGAGUAUGUGUUCACAGAUCUCAGUGUUGCUUUCUUCCCACAUGCCCGAGACCACUUGGCCGAAUACCCAUUCGUCAAGUAUCAGCAACUUGACAUCGAAACAGACAUCGAGGGUCAAGGGUUCGUCCCAGGAUCAGUCGACAUUCUGAUCUGCUUGGACACACUCCACUCCACUGGUCAUCUCCAAGAAGCCAUCUACUACAUGCGAGAGCUCAUCUGCGAUGAUGGAUGGAUACUGUUGUAUGAAGCAACAACUGUCAAGUUUAUCGCAGAGGUGAUUUUCGGUGCCCUUCGUCUUUGCUGGGUCUUUGAAGAUGACAGACCGGAAUGUUGCUGGAUGGAGCAAAAUGACUGGAAACUGGCCCUGGAGAAGAAUGGGUUCGAUGAUGUUGUGGCUCUAUCAUCUCCCAAAGAGCUUUUCCACAGUGUCCUCAUUGGACGUAAGGCAGGAGGCGAUGAUGCUUGCAUAAAUCCCAAAGCUGCACCAGUCACCACACGCAAGCAAUGGCUCUUGGUGUCACAUCCCGACAACGCACAGUUUGUCAAUCUUGUCAAGUCAUCACUCUCGGGUACAGUGACAUCUCUUUCUUAUGAUGAAAUCAUGGAGGCUGAUCUUGGCAAGCUGAAAGAAGACGGACAUGUCAUUGAGGCUCUCUUCAUCUGGAAUGUUGAUCAUGACAACGGCUUCAAGGUUCUUCUGCACUUCUUGCAACACAUCGGUGUGAAUGUAGAGAACGUUUGCAAACUAUGGAUGGUCACCUUUGCUGCCACUUCGGGACCAAGACCCAUUAAUGCAGCAGGUGCUGGUCUUGUCCAUGCUGCGGCAAAUGCCUGUCAGAUCCCAUUCGUCACAGUAGAUAUCCCAGAAGAAGUGACAAAUGGAGACAAGGUAUGGGCUUCUAGACUAGUAAACACAAUGCUAGGAAACAAGUUAUCUGACAUGGAGUUGGUUGUAAAGGAUGGCAUGGUUCUUACCCCAAGGCUUACAAGAAUGCAGCUUCCUGAAGUUAAGGUCAGCGAAACCCCCUACUGGAAGCUCACCCAAUCUGAUGAUCCAUUCAAGACAGAGUCAUCAGUAGAGGAUCUGGGCAUCGCAUACCAAGAUGGGUUUGAGGUGGUUCCGGGAACAGUACUUGUAAAAGUAUCAGCAGCCAGCAUCAACAAAAGAGAUGUUGAUCUUGCAAGAGGUAUCACAGCACAGGAAGAAGGUGUUGGCGCAUUCGGCAUGGAGUUCUGUGGAGUUGUGGAGAAAGUAGGAGAAGGCGUAACCACGAUUAAGCCGAAAGAUGAAGUUCUUGGAUUCAGUACACACUGUCUGGCAUCGUAUACUCUAGCCAAUGCAGAUCUUGUUGUCAAGAAACCAAAGAAUCUGACCCCUUCACAGGCUGCAACAACCAGCAUCGCCUUUGCAACUGCAUACUACAGCCUGGUUGAAAGAGCUAACAUCACAAAUGGGGAAUCUAUUCUAAUUCAGGUGACUGAACCAGGAUUAAGGGAUGCAGCAGUGCAGAUUGCAUCUAAUGCAGGGGCAAAGGUCAUCUGCUCCAUGGAGGAUACAUCUCAAGCAGCAUCACUGAAGAAGAUGGGUGCAAAAACUGUAUCCCUGUCAUCAUCUUCUACAUUUGUGAACGAUGUCAUCAAUGCCACAGAUGGAGCAGGUGUGGAUGUUGUCCUAAACUCCCUCCAGGGUAAGCAGAUGGAGAAGAGUUUGGAACUUCUGGCUGCCGGUGGACGUUUCUGUUCUAUCACCGACUCAAAUGCUAUCAAUUUCAAACUACAGAUGAGGUUACUGCAGAAGAAUAGGUCAUUGAUCUCGUGUAAUAUUGACAGCAUGCUUCAGCACCAGAAGUCACUACUUCAGAGGAUCCUUCGGAAGGUAACUGAGCUAAUGGGUGAAGGUAAACUCAGGCCACUUGACGUUACUUCACGACCCGUCACAGAUUACCCAACUCUAUUUGCAGAUGAAAGCAUCACUAACGCUGGCAAAGUUGCUAUCGAAAUCCCAUCAGCAUUCAAACCAAACAAGGUCAUCUCAACGACGCAACUCUUCAAGAAAAAUGCAACCUAUAUCGUAACCGCUGCUGAGUCAGGCCUAUCCCAAAUCUUUGCUCGAUGGCUCUACAACAAUGGUGCACGGCACAUAGCCAUGUGCUACCUGACAGAUGGUGGAAAGUCCAAGGCGAGUAGGACGGUCACCUACCUUACCGGUAAGGGUGCUGAAGUUUUUGAGUACUGCCAUGAGCUUCAUGUGCGGGGCCCAGAAGGUGGAGUUGCCAAAAUAUUUGGUGAUCUGAAGAAAAGGAAUGCACCGGCUAUUCGUGGCAUCUUCUGCCUCGGUGGUUACCGACUUCCAGGCAAAGAGACCAUGUCUGACAUCACUUUCGACAGUCUGCAGACAAUGCUCUCUGCAAAGGUUCGUCCAGCAAAGCUGUCACACGUCAUGUCAGAAAAGAUGGGACUAGAGCUGGACUACUUCCUCACCGUAUCCAACGAUGACGUUGCCUGGGGUAACCCCUCUGCUGUAGCCAGCGUGACGGGAGACUCGUACCUCGAGAGCUUUGCUCUGAAGAGGCGACUAGAAGGGAAACCAGCCCUCAACGUGCAAGUGGGAGCUCUCCGCGGAAUCGACGCCUAUGAAUUUGGAGGACAGACGACUCUACCAGUAAAAGAUGGAGAAGCUAGCCUCCAUGUUGAAGAGUUCUUGGUGGUGCUUGGCAAACUUCUGCUAUCUCCUGAUACCCCACCAUGUGUCUGCAUCACACACCAGGACUGGGAAGCUGUACUGAAGUUCUCUCAUGACCACACCCUAAAGUACCGCCAUCUUGCUGGAGGGGAACAAGUGGCCAUUUCAGACUGUAAACUGAGUCUAGAGGAUCUACAGAAACAGGUUAAGAACAAGCUUGGAGACCUCUUGUGCGUAAACCCUGACACCAUCGACCUACGUCAACCCAUGAUCAACUACGGUGUCGACUCCCUGAUGGCCGUCGAGAUGGUGACAUGGGCAAGUCGUGAGCUCAGCGUGGUCAUCUCCCAGCUCGACAUCCUUGGCGGUAUCACCACCGGCCUCCUCUUGGAGAAGGCUAUCGACAACAACGUCUGCAUCUGAGACUAUGAAUGAAAGAAUCAAGGGCCAGAUAACGCUUGUUCCUGAUGUCGGGAAAGGAAUACUUAUGAUGUAUGUGUCUCCAUGGAUCUCAUGGUGUUUCAUUAAGUUGUUCCCAAAGUUAUAAACUUUAUCCAAGAGUGGUUACCAAAUGUGAUUCUCUUUGAUAACAAAUUCCUUCUGAAAUUCGAUUGAUGCAGUUGCAAUCAUUUUAACGAAAAUGUGGGUUUUUUUCAACAACCUAACAGGGAUAGCGGACACAUUUUACUAAGUUUUGGCCAGGUACAUUCUUUGGCUCUUUUUAUUCCCGCCGUGCAUAAUUUUAUGAACAGCUUUAUGAAGCAUUCUUCACCUAGCUAGGUUACCGGCCCGGGAGCUACGAGAAUAGCCCCUCUCCCCCUCAUUCCCGUAAAAUUGUUGAAAAUUCUAAUGAGGGCUGAGGCGGGGGGGUGUAAUAUAUCUCUCCAUUUUCUUUUUUGGCUACAUUUGUUCACAUAAUAAUAAAUUCCGAAAGUGGUUAUCACUUAAAAAAGACACCAUAUUUCUUAGGUUUAUGGCAUUAGGCACAUAAAAAAGGUUGACGAUGCAAAACCUCUGAUGUGUAUCAUGUUUGUACUGUGCUGAACAAAUAUAGAAUCCAAUAAAACAUUUUUAUCAGAAUAAAAUUAUCUUGGAUAACAAUUCAAUAAUAGACUAGAAGGGAAGUGAUAAUUUUUUGUUUGACAAAAAAGUAUAAUUUUUUAAACAAUUAAAGAUUGUGUAAAACACUGUCAGUUCAUGGGGGCGGGGUGGUUACUCUAUGUUUUCAACUGACAAAGUUUUAUUUGAUGAUGAACUAAAUAUGAUAAAACCUGGAUAGAGUGUAGAGUGGUAUUGCAAUAAAUUGGAGGUUUUGAUACUCUUUUAUGGAGGAGUGGGCAACUGCUACAUCCCUCUCACUGCGUACAGCCAUUAUGUCCAAAUUAUAGACUGAAAGGAUAAAUUGAAUUUGUUUUAUUUCAUAAGAAUGAUUUUGAGAAUUUUAUGAGCAAAUUGUAUUUGAUUUGGGAAAUCCAAUUUAUUUUUCACUAGAAUCGAUAUAUUUUGUUGGUUGGUUUUAUCAUUUGACAAAGAUAUCUUAUGAUUAAUUCAAAUAUGUAUGAUGUGUAUAAUAUCGUUAGAAAUUAUUACUUGUCUAUGACAUUUAAAGGAUUCGACUUUAUGAUUGAUGAGGGAUUAAGUUUCAUUUAAUUUCUGGGAUUCUUUUUAGUAAAAUGAAUUUAGUAGAUUAGAAAGAAUAUUUGGAUUUUUUAUGUGUUCUUAUACCACAAUAUUAAAUGUAAUGAGAUUUCUUUGGCAAUUUUAAGAUAAUUUGAUUCUACAAGUGCAAUUGGGUCAGAAUAUAUAUAUUUAUUUCUUUUCAGUGAAGUAUGUGCAAUCGAGGUAUAUGUUGGUCAUUAAAUAUUAUAAUACAUAUAAUUAAAUGAUUCAUUUAUGUCUCGUUUACUAGAAUGGAUAGUUGAAUUACUGGGAUAUAUUAUUUGAAAGAAGCGAGAGAGAAAACUGAGAAAAAGAAAAUGAUGUGUGUGGGUGGGUGUGUGUUUUUGGUUUGGGAAGAAAAUGAUUGAAUACGAGAGAAGAGACAAAAAAUGAGAGAAAGUGUGUGUGUAUGUUGGGGUGGGUAGGUGAGAAGGCAAAUGUGGGGGAGUGGAAGAGAUGAGAGAGUUGGUAAGGAAAAGUGGAAGAGAGAGGGGAUAUGUGUGUGAGUCGGAGAGAGAGAGAGGGACUGGGAAGUGGAGUGUGUGCGUCAGAGAAAGGGAGCGUAGAAGAGGGGAGAAUGUGUGGGUUAGAGAGGGAGUGUGUGAGGAAGGGUGGGGUUGAAGAUAUGGGAGAGUGGGUGAAAGGGUGGGUGAGGAAUAGUGGAAGAGAGAGGGUGUAUGUGUGUGAGUCCGAGAGGGGGAGGCGGAGUGUGUGUGUGUUCAGAGAAUGGGAGAGUGGAAGAGAAAGGGGAGGAUGUGUGUGGGUAAGAGAGAGAGAAAGAAAGGAAGAGGGAAGAACAUGCUAAAGAAAAAAAAAAGAGUGAAAGAGAAGGGGAUGGAAUUUCUAUUUCUCUCUGAUGAAUAAUUUCUAUCUGUCAAUUUGGUCCCCUCUCAACAACAUUUUCUCAUUGUAUUUCCUUGCAAACUUUAGGGAUGCCAGUUGGAAUUGAUCAGAGGGCCUGAAAAUCACCUAAAAUACAAUAUUUUGUACACAAAAAUGCCAAAAAGUAUGGCCUGAAAAUAAAUUGCCAGAGCCUGAAUUCAGGCUUUUUGCCUGAAGACUGGCAUCCCUCAAAUUUGUCAUUUCUCUUUAUCAAUCCUUGAAAGUGUUAACCAGGACCCUGUUACAGGUAACUAAGUGAUUGAUCACAGAACAACAAUAUUGCUUUUGAUUGCAUUGACCAUAAUGCUUAAUGACUAAUAACCAACUGUACGAUCAAUUUUUAAACUUUGUGUUACAGGGCCCAAGGCUCCCUAAAGGUUGCUAUCAAUUGCAGAACUCAUUGGUUACAGUUCAGUCUAUUGGACAAACACUUUCAUGCCAAAGUUAUUGUUUGGCCAUUGUAGAGUUGAUGGCACAUUUUUUUGAUGCAGAACCUGGGCGACAAUGUAGACAUUCUCUCUGAUGGGUCCUCAUUUCUUUAUUUCUCAUCUCUCCUUUCUUCUUCCUCUUUGUAUUCUGAGAGUAAGUUAACUCUCAAUGACAUGGUCAUACCAACAGCACCACCAGACUAACAAGCCUGGAAAAAUUAAGGGGGGGGGGUCCUUUGACAAAAUCAUGUUGACAAGACCCCCCUCCUCCUUCCCCACACAAAAUAAAGAGGCAGUGAUUUCCAAGAAAAAAGUACUUGCACCUAGAAAAUGUUUGACCAGCAUGUAAGCAACAAGAAAAUCACAUCUCAAAAUGGUAAAAAAGGGUACUGUUUUAGGUGAAGGGGUAUCACAUACCCCCUCCCAUGGUAAGACCGUGGAUAUUGUGAAGGUCAAAUUCAUACAAAGACAAUUGUUUUUUCAGUCUACAGUAUAAUUCAUUGAUGCGAAUGUGACAUAUCUCAACAAAAAGUGAAGAAGAGAACAGAAACAACACGAAUAACAGACUAUUUUUUCAUUUUCCCUUGGGCUGGUUUAUUUAUGAAGACGGUAUUCCAAAUCCAACAUACUAUAUUUAAAAUAAAAGUGAUCGCUUCACUCCUGAGCUUACUAAAUGUGUAUUUUUAAAACAAUUCCAGUGUUUACUCCAAAAAUAUAAAUAGAUAUUGAUUCCAAGAAACAUCAUGCAUAUAGCUUAAAGGUAACUUUGAAAGAGAAGCAUCAUAAUGGAGGAGUAUUACCUGUGCACAGCUCCCAUUUCAGUAAGCUCAUGCAUAAUUUUGCAGGACUUUAUUUCAACUACAAAGGAACUGAAUUUCCAGAGUUGGAAGAUGAAUAUCACGGACAUUUCAAUAAAAAAGCAUACAUUGCAUCAGAACAUACACAACCCUAACAUAGUUAAAAAUGUCAGGAGUAUGUUUAUAUAUGUCAAAUUAUACCACACUAAGCAAGAUAUUUUUUCAAGAUUUUCAUUAAAAUGUCUGUAAUAUUGGAAGCAAAAAUUAAAUUCUCCACAGGUCAUUAAUUAAAUAGAAGUAACCAAUAAGGUAUUCGCAAAAUGGGGCUGAGCACCACAUGCACAUCCUGCAUGUAGAAAAGCUCACAAUACACCUCUGAAGUCUCUUCAACGGAUUACAAAAUGAUUUUCCUUGAAGCAUAAAACACAACUCACACCUAGAAAGACAAGAAUACUGAUAUUGUUUGAAGUACACUUGUCAAAUACAUGUAUAUACUGCAUAUUUUUGUCAACCUCCUCAUAAGUGUGAAAAUAGCACCAUUUUUUUGUUGCAAUGCAUAAUUGGUUUACAAAAGACAGUUCACGAUAUUAAUAAGUAAGCUAUACACAUACAAAGAAUUCCUGUUAGACUUCCUCAUAGACAUUAUGCAAUUACAUACAAGAAUAAAUACAUGAUUUAUCAUACUUUAAAUAGACACGCUUAAUCUUUAUUUCUAGAAAGCUAACAGCUAUCUAUCUAAAUAAAACACAACACGGAGUUUUCAAAUUUACGUUUCAAUCAAAAUGACAGCAUUUUGGGCUAUUCAUAGAUACAAAAUAUUAUCAUCUCCCAAUAUCUACGUAUGUACAAUAUAUACCAUUGUUAAAAAUAGAGGAACAAGCUUGCAAUAUCAAGAUUUUUUUUCGAAAAAUGCUUUCCCAAAUACCAUGUUUGUCAGAUUUACCAGUUCAAAGAUUACACAGUUGUGCGAGGGAUAUAAAAUUAUUGAAAUGUUUAAAUGGUAAUGCUAAAUAUAGGGGUACUAGCACUGCUCUAAAACUGCUAUAUAGGUUCUACCUCUCACAAGAGGCAGUACUGGCAAAACCAAUCUAAUCAAAGCUCUUCAAAAAUAUAUAUAUAUACACAGAAUAUUUAAAUAGAUAAUUUUCAAUGUAUCACAAUCCCUGACAACCAGUUUCAAUAAUCAUUAUUUAUAUAAAAUGAAAUGUUAUCGGAAAUUUAAUGCUUCUUUUUUUGACAGUGGAUUUGGAAGCAAAUUAGGAAGAUUUUAGUAUGUCAUGAGGAUAGAAUACACACUGAAAGAAGAUUUCUAAAUCUACAAAUCUAAUAACAAAUGGCAGUGUAACUGGUUUGGUACCGAGCAAUUUAAGUAGACAUUUAUAAGUAUACAUUGACUCGCAGUUUGAUUUUUCCAUCAAAGUAUCACCUAAUUUUGAGAUCAAGGAAUAGUUUGGCUUAUCGAUUUCACUUUCAUUUCAGCCAAUAUUUCCAUAGUUUAUUCUGGGUGAUAAUAAAAAUACAGUUCCUUGAUACACAGUUCAUUGCAAUAUUGAACACUGAAUCAUUAUUACCGACUCCUGUGAUUAAAAGCUGAAUUAACUCUUACAAAUAAGGGCGUUCGUUUUCCGCGAUUGGCCAUUCAUAAUAUGGAUUAUCAAACAAUAUACUUAGGAGGUCCUUAAAUAAUGCAUUGUUGAAGAUAAAUUCUUUCAUAAUUAUAAAUGAACAGCUAAAUAUGUACACAAUAGAUGUCAACAAACUUUUGAAACAGUAUGAUAAAAGGAAUAGAAAAAAACGCACAGCAAUUGAUUAAUAUAACACAUAAAUGCUUUAAUGGUUAAUUUUAAAAAUAGAUUUUUUUUUAUAAAGAGUUGCAAGUAACACAUGAACUUACGUGUUAACAAAGUUUGUUUGCAUGGUGCAGCAUAUGAAGUAUGUUGCCAAUUUGAUAAUUACAGUGUAAACAUGAGGAAUUAGGGUCAUAAAUAAUGAAAGGCUUUUAAAAAAUAAUGCACAAAUACAUUACAUAAUAUAAUACGUAUUUACUGUUGCAUUUAAAGUUGGCAUGGAUAUUUCUUUUUGCUUCCUCUGACAAGUUGCGGGCUGAAUUCACUUUUUUUACUCUUGUAGGGAUUCCAGAUGAAAGAAGAGAAAUUUUCAAAGGGUAUGCAGAGGAUAGACAGUGGGAUCCAUGGUGGGAAAUAAGUUUUUAAGCAUUAUGUGGAUUUGGAUUAACAUUUUCAGCGUAGGGUCUGACUUGCUUAGACUAGCAUGUUGAUGAUGAACAA
This is a messenger RNA of Lytechinus variegatus (green sea urchin), 13099 nucleotides long. RefSeq names its product probable polyketide synthase 1. The record is from RefSeq and is a predicted model, not a curated record. Gene Ontology annotation, biological process: fatty acid biosynthetic process. The coding region runs from base 194 to 7468 and encodes 2424 amino acids. NCBI's taxonomy places the organism in Eukaryota, Metazoa, Echinodermata, Echinoidea, Temnopleuroida, Toxopneustidae. Gene Ontology annotation, molecular function: oxidoreductase activity; 3-oxoacyl-[acyl-carrier-protein] synthase activity; fatty acid synthase activity. The transcript is spliced from 7 exons.